This is a messenger RNA of Phytophthora sojae, 528 nucleotides long. RefSeq lists its product as hypothetical. The record is from RefSeq and is a predicted model, not a curated record. The coding region runs from base 1 to 528 and encodes 175 amino acids. The transcript has 2 exons. NCBI's taxonomy places the organism in Eukaryota, Oomycota, Peronosporomycetes, Peronosporales, Peronosporaceae.
AUGGCGGACCUCGAGCGCAACGACCAGUUCGGCUUCCUGUACGAGAACCGCGACCCGUGCAACGCCAUCGCGCUGCUGCAGCUGGGUGUGACGCUCGUGUCCUUCUUCUUCACGUACACCGUGUGGUGGUCGGGCCUCUUCGGCGUCAUCGUGGCCGCCAUGGGCUACUAUGGCUCCGUGCAGCCCGUCAUCCAGAGCAAAGUCAGCUUCAUCCAGUUCUACUACUUCGGCAACUGCUUCAUGCUGCUGCUGCAGGCCAUUUCGGCCGUCGUGCUCUUCAUCCUCGUGAGCGAGUGGAAGGACUUCGACGCCUGGGCCUGGGGCGUCGUCAUCUUCGGCACGCUGUCCUUCGGCGUGCAGCUCUUCGUCACGUACGUGGCCAUCCAGCGCUCGCACGCGUACAGGGCGGAGCUCAUGAGGAACCCGCCCCCGGCGGAGAACGUCUACGGAGGGGGCUCGAGCGGGGCCGUGUACACGGCCAUGGGCGCCGGAUACAAGGCGCCGAUGGCGCAGAUCAAGACCAUUUAG